UAUAGUAAACAAAAACGAAAAAACCCGGAACAAAAUUGCAGAGAGAGCAAAUACCAGUAACAACACAGACUCGCCACUCGUCUUCUCAGAGAAGCCAACACCCUCCCCUCCCCCAAAAACUAAUCACACAGACACAAAAAAGCAAAAGGCUUUCAGAAAAUCCCCAGCCGUAGAAUACAAUACAAGAUUCAAUAAUCUCGCUUCCUCUCCAAGCCAUCAUUUAUAUAUAUGCUCGAUCAAAUUCAUCAUCAUCGCCAUUCAAAGCUUUCACGAGAAGUUGGUACCUUCUUCUUCUUCUCACGGAAAAGCGUUCUUCUCUGAACCCUUUGCAGCUACUAUAAAUAUAAAAGCCUUAGUCUUUCACACUCAGUAGGCUAGGCUAGCUGCAAUGGCGGAGAAGCAGAUUAAUGGGGUUGGGCUAUUGCAGCAAUAUUGGUGCAUUGUGUUCUGUAUUUACUUGCAAUUCAACUCCAUUGCUGUCGCGAUUCUCGACCCGGUUGAUUUCUUGGCUCUGCAAUCCAUUCGCAAAGGUCUCGACGAUUUGCCCGGGUCUAAUUACUUCGCCUCCUGGGAUUUCACUUCCGACCCCUGUAAUUUCGCCGGCGUUUACUGUGAUUCCGACAAGGUUAUUGCUCUCAACCUCGGCGACCCCAGAGCCGGCGCUCCUGGUCUAACCGGUCGGCUCGACCCCUCCAUCGGCAAGCUCUCCGCCCUCGCCGAGCUCUCCAUUGUCCCUGGUCGGAUCUACGGCGCUCUCCCCCAGUCCAUUUCCCAGAUAAAGAGCCUCCGCUUCCUCGCCGUCAGCCGCAACUUCCUCUCCGGCCAGAUUCCGGCCAGCCUCUCUCAGCUCCGCAACCUCCGUACUCUCGACCUCAGCUACAACAUCUUCACCGGAGCAAUCCCCGCCUCCAUCGGAACCCUACCGGAGCUCACCAACGUCAUUCUCGGCCACAACCGCCUCUCCGGCCCGGUCCCUCCGUUCACCUCCAAAUCCCUAACCCGCCUCGACCUGAAGCACAACGACUUGUCCGGUACGCUCGCUCCCAACUCCCUCCCUCCCUCACUCCAGUACCUCUCUCUCUCCUGGAACCGCCUCUCCGGCCCGGUCUACGGCCUCCUGAACCGGCUUGACCAGCUCAACUACCUCGACCUCAGCAUGAACCAGUUCACGGGUACAGUUCCGGGUCGGGUAUUCACCUUCCCAAUCACCAACCUCCAGCUCCAGAGAAACCUCCUUUUCGGCCCGGUCCAGCCCUCCGAUCAAGUCUCGAUCCCCACCAUUGACCUCAGCUACAACCGAUUCUCCGGCGAAAUCUCGCCGCUGUUCUCCACCGUCCAGAAUCUCUACUUGAACAACAACCGGUUCACGGGUCAGGUCCCGGGUCCUUUCGUGGACCGGUUGCUGGCGGCGAAUAUUCAGAUACUGUAUCUCCAGCACAACUUUCUGACGGGGAUUCAGAUCAAACCGACGGCGGAGAUUCCCCUGAGCAGCUCGCUGUGUCUGCAGUACAACUGCAUGGUCCCGCCGGUGGAGACGCCGUGCCCGUUGAAGUCCGGGAAGCAGAAGACGAGGCCUACUGCGCAGUGUAACGAGUGGAGAGGGUAGAGAUGGAAAUUCGGAUUAUACUCGUGGGUAUUAUGGGAAGUUCAGAUGGAUGGAGGAGUAAACUAUUUAUGUUUAUUUUGUUGGGGGUCCUUUGAGAUUCAUUUAUUUAUUUUUGUGGAAAAAUAGGGGGGGAGAGGUAAAAAUGAUGAAUAAUAAAGAAGAUUUGUGGAUAUCUCAGAAAUAGUGUAACUUGUGUAGGGGGAAAAUUAAUUUAAUUUGUGCUCUACCAUCAAAUAUGAACACUUUUUUUUUUUUUUUGGCAAAA
This is a messenger RNA of Rosa chinensis, 1871 nucleotides long. RefSeq names its product LRR receptor-like serine/threonine-protein kinase ERL2. The record is from RefSeq and is a predicted model, not a curated record. The coding region runs from base 389 to 1606 and encodes 405 amino acids. NCBI's taxonomy places the organism in Eukaryota, Viridiplantae, Streptophyta, Magnoliopsida, Rosales, Rosaceae. Gene Ontology annotation, molecular function: protein binding. The transcript has a single exon.